AUGGACCACAUUGAAACUAAAUUCGAUGACCGAGACCCCGAGAUACAAUACUCCGGCAUAUGGAUCCCACGGAAUGGUACUAUACUCGACUACCUCAACACCACGACAUUUGCCACUUUCGCUGGGUCUAGCGUGUUAUUCAAUUUUUCUGGAACAAGCAUAAGUGUCUACGGCGAGAUAGUAUUCCUGGAAGGUAACGCGCCUGCCACCCUAUCGAACUACACCAUUGACUCUGGUGUGCCUUCUCAAUUCCUUGCCAUCCCGGAGGGAGAGGACAUGCAUCAGCAGCUGUUCUUCAGCGCCACAGGGCUGAGCUUGGGGCAGCAUACAUUGGUGAUUACCAACGAGCGGAACAACACCAUGCUGAUUCUCGAUUAUUUGGAAGUUGGGAGUGGUGAUGGGUCUAGCUACUCCUCUACGCCCAUUUCCUCGAGCGUAACAGUCUCAGCAACUCAGAACGUCACAAUUACGGCACUCCCUUCUUCGAGCUUCACGGCGACAGCAACAAUUACAACACUUCAUACAUCAUCUAAAGCAACUACAAGCCGCGUACAUCCGCCGAUAGGCGUUACAAUAGGUGGCGCGGUCGCCGGGUCCAUACUCAUAUCAUUCAUACUCCUCGCUUGCUUCUUCGUGCGCAGGAGUCGACAGCGGAAGAAAAACCUCCCUCUCUCGGACUCUCUCUCUCCACCACAACCAGAUAUGUCUCACGCACUCGCAGGACGUUCCAGUAUCGCUCCAUUCAUCAUUGGAGACCCGUUACGAUUGUUUAUGGGGCCGAGCUUGGGGAAGGGCACAACGCGUGGGAAUGCGCAUAGCGUCGAUAGAGAUCCUGGCAACUCGGUUCCAGAGGGGGUUGUGCGGCUUGGUACACAGGUUCCGUCCUCCGCUGGUGGGAGGGGUGAAAGUCACAGUGACUUACCGCCCAGGUAUACCGCCUUGUCGGUGUGA
Laccaria bicolor S238N-H82 is the source of this 951-nucleotide messenger RNA. RefSeq lists its product as uncharacterized. The record is from RefSeq and is a predicted model, not a curated record. The transcript is spliced from 2 exons. NCBI's taxonomy places the organism in Eukaryota, Fungi, Basidiomycota, Agaricomycetes, Agaricales, Hydnangiaceae. Bases 1 to 951 code for a protein of 316 amino acids.